GUCAACGAGAAGAGCUUGAAACGAGUACAGAGCGGCCAUCAUGCUGGCUCGCGUCAUCGCCUACUACACCCCCUGCGCUUCUUCGCAUCGGUCGUCAACAACCACGCUAUUCGCAAUGUCGUUGGCGAGGUCAUGGACGAUAUUCUUGACAAGGUUACUGGCCAUGUCGUUGGCGAUGCCGCGGUUCCCAAUGGCAUUGACGAUACCAACGGCCACGUCAAUGGCAAUGUCAAUGGCAAUGACAGUGGCCAUACUAAUAGCAUUGGUAGUGGUAGUGGCUACACCAAUGGCAUUGACGAUACCAACGGCCAGGUCAAUGGCAAUGUCAAUGGCAAUGACAGUGGCCAUACCAAUAGCAUUGGUAGUGGUAGUGGCUACACCAAUGGUAUUGAUAGUGGCUACACCAAUGGCACUGGCAAGAACAGUGGCAACGACGCUGACGGCGAACAUGAAGAUGCCGGCAGCGAGAACGUUUACCUGGACUACGACCAUGACAGCGGCAACGGCAAUGGCAGCCACAGUACCAAUGGCAGUGGCAAUGACGCCGAUGACGAACAUGAAGAUGCCGGCAGCGACAACGUUUACUUUGACUACGGCCAUUCACAGACGAUGGGUGCUCCCAUUAGACAGGACCCGGACAUGCCGUCCCAAACGCCGCAGUCGAAGCAUUGGCAAACCAGACUCGCCGGCUUCAGGGACAGACUGAGCACCUCACCUCCUAUCCGGACGAGGUACCGGAACAGGCGCCUGGAGGAUGUCAACUUUGAGCGGGGUGCUCGGUAUUGGAACACCAUAACGGUCGAAAAAGCCGUUAGACUCGUCGACUCUGCAAACCGUUCUUCGCCAAGACGUGCGGGGGCGUCUCAUCAGGUUCGGGAUCCAUCACCUCUGCGCCGGUCCCUUUCGCCGCAGGACGACGUGUGACUAGGAAGACUGUUGAGGAAUCAGGGGAAUCAACUUCAUGCGAUACCAGUACUAUUAUGAUACCAGAGGUCGGACAGCGUUGGAUUACUUUUCGUUUUGUCUCGCUAUACGGGGUUGUUUUAAUCUUUAGUCUUUUAGAGUCG
This is a messenger RNA of Sodiomyces alkalinus F11, 1067 nucleotides long. RefSeq lists its product as hypothetical. The transcript has 2 exons. Lineage: Eukaryota; Fungi; Ascomycota; Sordariomycetes; Glomerellales; Plectosphaerellaceae. The record is from RefSeq and is a predicted model, not a curated record. Bases 133 to 924 code for a protein of 263 amino acids.